CAUGCGCAAUUACAUUCUCGAGCGUACGGGGGGUGGGGCCUCGUUUCUCUCGCACGUAUAUACAUCAACCAGCACGGACUGAUAAACCGACAUGGUCCCCUUUCAAGUGCCUCGCUUUGUGUCAGUGGUAGCAGUCAUCACUCUGCUGUGUUUCGUUGGACAUUCUGCCGCAGAGUGUGGAGACAACGAGUUCACGUGUGACGACGGAGAGUGUGUGACGGAAAGAUGGUACUGUGACGGCGAAGAGGACUGCUAUGAUGGAAGUGAUGAAAGGGCCGGGUGUGUUACAACUACUUACCUGCCGACGACGGCGGCAGGCGAAGGGGGAUCUUCAUCCUCCGUCAUUGCAGGUUGCCGUACUUUGUAGUAUAAGGAUAAUGUUACUUACAACAAUGCGUUCGCUACUCGGAAACAUUAUUGCAUUUUGGCACAGGGCCCUAUUGUUUUCAAUUGGGCUUACUGCGACCUGAUCCGCUCGCUCUGUGUACCCUGGAGGCUCAGGAAGUCACAACGGCAUGUAUCGACUCCCGCAUGCUAUCUACUAGCUAGCCCGCGUCAGACUCUCCGCGGGAGACCGCGAGUAAACUAAUAGCCGGCCCAGUCCCAUCAAUUAGCAAUAUCGCGCAUGCGCAGUUCGCCGAUGGUUUGCGUAUUUUGGCACAGGGCCCUAUUGUUUUCAAUUUCUAAACUUAGCACCCAUGCACUGGCAUAUUUCACAUAAUUAUGUGAAUGACAAGUGAUACAAGCACACCUGUUUAUUUGUAGAUGACACUGUCUUGAUUUUCAUAAAUUUUGCAGUGUUUUUCACUUGUCAAUAAUAUGCGUUGCUUGGUUAAUGGUGUUUACAAAUCACAUGCUUGCAUAACACUGCCACAAUUUCACACUUUUGUUCUCUCACUAUUAUGAUAGAAAACUUCAUGAUAAUACUUAAUCUCUUUCCAUUAGUUGGACUUGUAAUGGGAUUUAUUGCAAUUGUUAUCGGAUUAUGCGUAUGCUGCAUUUUUUGCUGUCGACCUCCCGGCCACCGUAUCGUCAAUGGAAGGUGGCAGCCAGUUCCUUGGGUGGGACGUGCCCACGAGACAAGGAGUGCUGCUGUGCUCAGAACCAGUUCCGUAUCUACUGCAAGAAGAGAGACUUCGUUCAACACUUCAGCCUAUGGUGUUGGUGGUGGCCGAGGGAGCAGUGUUGUUAUGUACUCUGUGGCUGAACCUCAGCCUCCCACGUACACACACACGACUUCAUUUCCACCCAUUCAGCGAGCUCCUCCUACUGCACCUCCUACUCACAUGCCUCAGUAUGAGUCCAGUUCCUGGCAGCCACCUUAUCCACCAACAGUCCAAAGUGCAACUUACGACUCCGCUCCACCUCCUUACACCUCAUCCUCAGCCCUUCCCCCUCUUCCCACUGGUGACCGCGCCCCCAAUGACGUCAUAGUCCCACUACAGACUGAUCAAUCAUUACCUAGUGCUCCUGGACUGGGUACACAAGAAGAUAUCCCACCUCCUUACUCUUCAGUUAUGUCUGCGCCUGUUGAUAGCACUGUUAUGUAGGAUGAAUUCCGUUUGUGUUUUGUUCAUUCAUUCUGAACCCCU
Geodia barretti is the source of this 1592-nucleotide messenger RNA. The record is from the annotation of a GenBank genome assembly. NCBI's taxonomy places the organism in Eukaryota, Metazoa, Porifera, Demospongiae, Tetractinellida, Geodiidae.